ACACGCUCACAUUAAGUGAUCAGUAUCAACCCAACCGGCAACAGAUGCCAAUGCUGUUGACCAGCGUUUUGGCCUGGCUUGGCAAAGUUCGCUUAAGGCGAUGAUUCCGAAUGCAUUCGGUGCAGUACCACGUUUUUUCAGGUUUCACAUUCUUCAGUUUGAACAUUAUUAGCACAUUGCUAUACGGUGGCGUGCAGUUACUGCGUUUUGCUCAUCCACAAAGCGCGAUUCAGUUUUUAAUUGCUUUGCAGGCGUGUACUGAAAAUUGGUAUAAAUAAAUAAUUAUUAUUUCUUUAAUAUCCGGAUAAAUCUUCCAUUAGUAAAAGCUGCAUAUCUUCUAUUGUAUCGUCAUCGUUUUAUUAUUGCGUGUUUUUUUACUGCGCUAACAGCCGUCGACGGAAAUUCGUAAUACUGCGAUCACCACUUGGGAAACUGCAGAAACCUGACAAGCGCCAGACGAAGGACAGGCAAUCACUAAACACUUACAGUCCCACGACACGCUGUUGUGUGGUAGAGGCGGCUACGAUGGCCACUUCCGGCUGCGGAGAUGAUGCCAUGGGCGCCGCAGAUCACUUCCGGCCCCUUAAUUAAAGCAGUCCUGGCGGGCGAUGUGGCGCAUUUCGCCACGUCUAGCCACAGCUGACACCACAGGGCGAGUAGAUUGGCUAGGCUGACCACUUCCGGCCAUCUGACUUCCUCCUAAAAUGUGGUUAUUAUGUGGAGGCCUGGUUCGUGACAGCGGGAAGCCAGAGAGGCACAGACCGUCUUUGCGGUGCCGGUUCAUUUUGAUGCCGUAGUGACUGUUGUUCUACUAAAUGGUCUUUCACGAUGACAUGUGCCAUUGUCAGUACUUAUGGUGCACCAAGAGGCCAGUGAGCAACACAGAGCCUAUGGUUGCUUUCUCACAAAUAAAAACGGCUGUGUAACGGUACCGCAGAUGUUACCGGUUUCUACAUCUGGUUAAAAUUCAGUACACAAUCCGAUGAAGGAUCCCCAGCGAGAAAUUAAGGAAGCACUGGGAACGUAUGAGCUGUCAUAUGAAAAGUUUCUAGAGCGCGUAAAGGAAACCGUGACGGAUGAACAAUGGACAGCAAUCAUGUUCGGGGUAGAAGCCGAGUGCAGCGUGGAGGAGAUCCUACAGCAUUUACACGCAAAGUACACACCCCUUUCGGACGGCACUUGGAAGAAAUUUAACGAGAUCAGUCCCCGAUGGGACGUAAUGUUUCGCUGGACCUGUACGCCUCUGGACGAGUUAAACUCCAUUUUUGUACUAAUGGAGCCGCUAAUGCCAUGCAAGACUUACGUCAGCCUUGGACUAGCCUCGGGCGUGACAGCCAAGGUGCAGGGCUCGAAGGGAGCGCUCGCUGAAGUGCCGACAGUGAGAAAACUGUGCCAAAUUUUCCAUUCGAUAACACAUCACAACGCCUCCUGGGACAGAAGGAGUGAUCCUGUUAUCUGCGAUGCCGAAUGCAUCAAGGAAAUGAACCUGCAGUUUGGUGACAAAUUCGAUCCAAUCGAGUUAGCCGAGGGCGGCACUUUGCUGUUAAAUAUUGCAUCAACACGAUGUGACAAGAAGACUAACAGCGAAAGAGAUUUGUGGGAAGCCUUUGGCAAAUCGCUGCUGAAAUACCUAGACGAGAGGUAUCCGAAUUUAAUCCUUGUGCAAUUGCAUGGAAGGAAAAAAUUCAACGCGUCGGAAUUUUAUACAACCGGGAGUGUUAUCAAGCUCCCGGGCGGUAAUAAACAUUUGUCCCGCUUCACCAAAAACGAUAUCCAGAUUAUGGUCCGGUUACUUUUGGAGCUGUGGGAUGAACUGGCAGCCGCAGUCCUGCAGCAAGAAGUGGAUCGACAAGACGAAGAAGAAGCGGAACAGCAACGCUUGCAAAAGAAGCAGGACGACUGGAACUACGAAAACAAGUACGGCUCGGAUGAUGAUAGUGCAUUUGAGCGCGGUUAUGAUCGCUCUGAUACAGACAGUUCUGAUGGGUCUGACCAAGAGUCUGACCAAGAGUCUGACGCAUCUAGCGCCUCUUGCUCGGACGCUACAGACGUCUCAGAUGACGAUGACGACGACAGCGGAAACUUGGCCAUGGAAAAAUCCGAAUUUGUAGGUCAACUUAUUGAAAAUCAGCUAGAGAAAAUCCGGGAGUCAUCACCAGAGGGAGCGACUUUCGUUAAUUACCACAAGAUGAAAGAAGCUAUGACCUUUUUAACGACGGCGACGACGACGACGAUCCAUGAAAAAAGAAUACAUGUAUGUACAUCGAGUGCAGAUAUGCUCACACCCGGUUGAGUUGGGUGGUUCACUUCCGAUUCCACCGUACUAUAUUGCCGUGUCGAAACUGCCUUCCACCUGCCAAAUACAAAUGAUGCACUGAACUGGGCAUAUUUAUCAACAUCAUCAUUAAUUUAUGGCACUGUGUUAUAGAUGCGGCAUUAAGUCAUACUUUGCUUUCAGUUAGCUGAACGGAGGAGAAGUUGAUAAAUUUUGUGAAAUAAUGCUCGUGCAUAACAUUGUUCAAUGCGUGGUGAUCACCAUGAAAAGUACUAUGUUAUAAAAUACUAUGGUUUACUGUAAUUAUAAUA
Paramacrobiotus metropolitanus is the source of this 2586-nucleotide messenger RNA. RefSeq lists its product as uncharacterized. The coding region runs from base 983 to 2293 and encodes 436 amino acids. The transcript has 4 exons. NCBI's taxonomy places the organism in Eukaryota, Metazoa, Tardigrada, Eutardigrada, Parachela, Macrobiotidae. The record is from RefSeq and is a predicted model, not a curated record.